Knipowitschia caucasica is the source of this 1206-nucleotide messenger RNA. Lineage: Eukaryota; Metazoa; Chordata; Actinopteri; Gobiiformes; Gobiidae. The record is from the annotation of a GenBank genome assembly.
AUGUCGCGGAGGAAACAAGCGAAGCCGCAACACUUCCAGUCGGACCCUCUUCUGCCGCUACCCGAGCACAAUGUGGAUCCAGAACUUUGCUCUGAGGAAGCCCAACUCAAGGACGCCGAUGUUCACAGUGCCUUGGAUAUUCACUAUCGAAGCCAUACCAAAGAAAGACCUUUUAUUUGCACGGCUUGCAACCGGGGUUUCUCAACUAAGGGCAACCUCAAACAACACAUGCUCACCCAUCAAAUGAGAGACCUGCCGUCACAGCUCUUCGAACCAUCCAACACUAACCUCUCGUCCAGCCCAACCCCUUCUCUUCUCUCUGUGGGGCCGCUCAGCAAACCUGAGUUGAACGGCUUCCUCCACGGCCUCCACCCAGAGAGCAAGGACUUGGCCCCGACUAUGAUCACAUCUUCAGCCUCCACCUCCCCUGUGCUGUCUGCUCCCCCUCCACGCAGAACACCCAAACAGCACUUCUGCAACGCCUGUGGGAAGUGCUUCUCAUCCUCCAGCGCUCUGCAGAUCCACGAGAGGACACACACCGGGGAGAAGCCGUUUGCCUGCAGUAUUUGUGGACGUGCUUUCACCACCAAAGGAAAUCUCAAGGUUCACAUGGGCACUCACAUGUGGAACAGUGCUCCUGCCAGACGGGGCCGCCGGCUCUCUGUGGAUGGGCCCAUGGCCUUCCUGGGAACCAAUCCGGUCAAGUUUCCUGAACUUUUUCAGAAAGACAUGGCACCAAGAGUUGGCAAUGGAGACCAUGCCAGUUUUUGGAACCAAUAUGCUGCAGCAUUUUCAAAUGGCCUCGCCAUGAAAACAAAUGAAAUCUCUGUUAUUCAGAAUGGAGGACUACCACCUAUGUCAGGCGUUAUAGGAAAUGGUGGUAGCUCUCCAAUUGGUGGAAUGACUGGCAGCUUAGACAAGCUGCACAGCACAGAGCCCAAUGCUGCUCUUGCCGGGCUUGAGAAAAUGGCAAACACAGAGAACGGAUCUGACCAUUUGAAGCGGGCGUCACCGCAUGCGCCUCCGCGAUCCUCCGCUGCUCUCCCGCAGCUCUCCCGCAGCCGCCUAAGGCCGCUCAUGAACGGGCACCGACGGGCACAGAUCAGGCGGGAGACAUGGCGAGCAAGGGCGUUUAAAGUGGCUCCCAGCAGUGACGCCAAAGCCAAUGGCUGCUCCGCGCACACGCACUCCGCUGCUCAUCCUUGA